Mesorhabditis spiculigera is the source of this 1218-nucleotide messenger RNA. The record is from the annotation of a GenBank genome assembly. NCBI's taxonomy places the organism in Eukaryota, Metazoa, Nematoda, Chromadorea, Rhabditida, Rhabditidae.
AUGCUGGGCCGGGCGUUGAUUAUUUUCGCUUUAGCAGGGCUUUCGGCCGCGGUAUGCCCGAGGAGAUCGAUACCAGAAGGGCGGUACUGCCGAUUUUCGCUCGGAGUGAAGCUGCCGAUCAUUGAGGCGAUGACAGCUUGUGAAAAUCUGGACGCCAAAUACGCCGUGCCGGCUAACGAUACCAACACUAUUAUUCGAGCCGACCAAGCGCCAGCCCAUCUACUCAAAAAUGAACGAUCCGGUAAUACAAAAAGGUCGUCGUGCAACAUCGUGACUUUUGGGUUCGAACGAUCCCGGGGCUGGUUGAAGUCGUCUGUCGCGGAAUUGCAGAGAAACAUCAAAUUUGCGCCAGCUGAGGCGAGAUCACCGAUAUGGAGGAAACCGAUCGACGCCGACUUCGCAGUGAUGGACAAUCCGAAGGUAGAAGACAAGGAUAUCCCUGCCGAUGAAUGCGGGGAUGGAUGGGAAAAAGUGUUUGCAACCAAAACUUGCCACAAAUUGCUCGACGGCCAAGCUUUUGGAAAGCCGAAAAGACUCAUCAUGAUAGGGAAGCAGAAGAAGUGGAGCCCUAGACACGCGAUCUGGAUCGGCGGCGUUCAGAUGAACCUCAACGGCGCCAACGGCUUUCAUUGGCUGGAUCCGGCGGCUGGAAAUAUUACCUACAGCCACUACGGCCUAAACGAGCCAGCGGGUGCUAGAUUUUGUCUGUUUUUUGGAACACACGGAUUCUGGGGUAGCGAGGCGUGUAGUGAUGUACAACAGGCCUUUUGCCAGCGGCCGUUGGGACCGCCCAAGGUUCUCGCCGAUCCAAAGUGCGAGGACGGAUGGAUUCCUUGCAAGCAAUCGCAACGUUGUUAUAAGGCCGACGCGGUAGCGAUGGACUAUGUUACAGCGCGGGAGCACUGCCUGCAACAGGGCGCUGAUUUGGCGACGAUCCAUUCCUUUUGGGAAAAUGAGGCGGUGAUCGAAGCGGCGGCAGCGGUCAAUUCUGACAAAGCCUGGCUGGGAAAGCGCAGGAACGGCGAUCAAUGGCAGUGGGUUAAUAAUGAGCCCCAUGACUUUUCCAUCUGGCAUGCGGGCGACGUGAACACCUACAUCGGCGACUGUGCAAUUGUGUUUGGUGCCGUGGAAGCCACCGCCUUGGCCUGGUUGCAUCGUUGGGACAACGUCCAGUGUGAGCAGAAAUAUACUCCUGUCUGCAAGAAGGCACCCCUUCAA